This is a messenger RNA of Purpureocillium takamizusanense, 1826 nucleotides long. RefSeq lists its product as uncharacterized. NCBI's taxonomy places the organism in Eukaryota, Fungi, Ascomycota, Sordariomycetes, Hypocreales, Ophiocordycipitaceae. The transcript has 6 exons. Gene Ontology annotation, biological process: transmembrane transport. Gene Ontology annotation, molecular function: transmembrane transporter activity. The coding region runs from base 89 to 1429 and encodes 446 amino acids. Gene Ontology annotation, cellular component: membrane. The record is from RefSeq and is a predicted model, not a curated record.
ACUGUAACUAUGACUGACCAUUGUAGGGACUCUGAACCUCUUCGUCGCCGGAUGGACCGCCAAAAGGUUCGGCCCCCGGGCGGCCCUCAUGGCCCAGACGUUCGUGCCCGCCGUGCGCGUCGCCACGCAGAUCCUCGGCGUCGUCGCCGGGAAGCGCACCGGCAUCAUCAUCAUCCAGUGCACGCAGCUCAUCACCAUCCUCGGCGGGCCCGCUGGCUACAUCCUCAUCGUCAACAUCAUCGUCGGCGAGGUCGUCGAGCCGUCGCGCCGCACCGCCGUCUUUGGUAUGCUGCAGGGUUGCAUUAUGCUCGGCCAGGGCAUCGGCUACUUUGCCGGCGGCAUGAUUGGAGACGCCAUCAACGUCCGCGCCCCGUUCGACGUCGCCUUCGUGUCCUUCCUCGUCUGCGGCGUCUACGCACGCUUCGCACUGCCGUAUAUAGCCCCGGAUGCCAUGUCCGGCGGCGGCAAGAAGACCGGCCAGCAGGGCGUCUCGGGCUUCCUCGCGCCGCUGCGCAUCCUCGUGCCGCAGCGACUGCGACGCGCUGACGGUCGGCUCGUCAAGCACUACGGCGUCAUCUUUCUCUGCGCGGGCAUCUUCCUCGGAGUGCUCGCCACGGGCUACGCCCCGCUGCUCAUCCAGAUGUACGCGACUGCCGCCUUUGAGUUCAACCAGGCGGACAACGGCUGGCUCAUGUCCGAGUUCUCCUUGAUGCGGAGCCUGUUCCUCAUCCUACUCUUCCCGCGCGUCAUCAGCUGGGGGAGGAGACUCAUGUUGGCGGCGCCCCGGGGUGGUGGUGCGUCGCGACCGGCGUCUCGGGGGCGGGCACGACAUGGCGGCGGCGGCGGCGGCGGCGACGACGACGACGACGACAACAACAACGAUGAGGCGUCGGCUUUGCUUGUCACCGCACCGGGUCAGCUCGACGCCGCGGCCGGUGAGCAGGUCCACAGCGAGGCCGUCUUGUUAGCAGAGUCCGACGCCGGUCGUGACGACUGCCUCUUCGAUCUCAUCCUUCUACGCUGGAGCCUCGUCGUUGACGGAGCGCUGACGACUAUCGCGGCGUUUGCAACGAAGCGCUGGCACAUAUAUCUAGCCGCCUUCCUGCUGCCCUUUGGGUCCGGCUCCGCGCCGGCCGCCAAGGGCGUCAUCACCGAAAUGUGCCCCGAGUCGCAGCGAGCCGACGCGCUCAACGCCGUGACGCUCGUCGAGAACAUUGCGCAACUCGCGACACAGGGCCUGUUUGGUUUCGUCUUUGCGAGUCUGGCCGAGGUGGGCAAGGCGUACGCCACGUUUUUCUGCAACGCUGCUGUCGCGGUGGUGGGCAUGGGCGUCCUCCUCUUCUCCACUUUCCCCUCCCCUGAUAGCACGCUCGUUGAGGAUGACGAGUUUGACGACAUGCCAAGCGAAACCGACUCCCAUGAUCAGUGAUCUGACGUGGUUUAAAAACGUACUCCUAUGUAAGCGGUAAGGGAGGCGUGCAGGUCAUGACUAUCUCCGUUUACGCGAAGACAGUGAACGGACGGUGUGGGCGCACUUCUACGUGUGCACGAUAAAGUGCACAUCUGGCGACAACUACAAUCUCGGAAGAAACAUGAUGAAUGAGGGCAUGUGGAAAAGGAGUGACUAUUCAUCAUGAACAGCUGGGCUCGUGAAGCCUCGCACAAAACCUUGGCAUGGUGGACCGGGCCUUGGGCAUAAAUAAACGUUUAUUUGUCUCUUUUCGCCUCCUGACUAGCAACUUGUGAGCUCCAUCCGGCGCGCCGGCAACGCCUCGUGGAUGCCAAUGAGCGGACGCCCCCAAAACUUGAGUAGCCACGACAUACAG